This is a messenger RNA of Leishmania braziliensis MHOM/BR/75/M2904, 3099 nucleotides long. Its product is annotated as pitrilysin-like metalloprotease. The record is from RefSeq and is a predicted model, not a curated record. The coding region runs from base 1 to 3099 and encodes 1032 amino acids. Gene Ontology annotation, biological process: protein processing. Gene Ontology annotation, molecular function: metal ion binding; metalloendopeptidase activity. Lineage: Eukaryota; Euglenozoa; Kinetoplastea; Trypanosomatida; Trypanosomatidae. The transcript has a single exon.
AUGCUGCGCAGCUCGGUACAAUGUCUGGCGCGGUGCAUGAGCAGGCGUGAAGACCUCGUCUUCAGCAGCAUGCACGGCUUCACGCUGCUCAAGACCCGACGUAUUGAUGGCCUGCACCUCGUGGCGUAUGAAAUGGAGCACGUCCGCACCGGCGCCCUCUACUACCACGUCGACGUGGAGGACAGCAACAACACUUUCUGCAUCGGCUUCCGAACACCGGCGGAGAACAGCAAGGGCACCUCCCACGUGCUGGAGCACACGACACUGUGCGGCAGCCGGAAGUAUCCGGUGCGGGAUCCCUUCUUCAUGAUGCUCAAGCGCUCCCUCAGCUCUUUCAUGAACGCCAUGACCGGCCCCGACUACACGUUGUACCCCUUCUCAACAACUAAUCGCAAAGACUUUCAGAACCUUCUCGACGUCUACCUCGACGCCGUCCUUCAUCCACUGCUGCGCGAGGAGGACUUCAAGCAGGAGGGCCACCGAGUGGAACUCGAGGAGAAGUUGGCGGACAGCGAAGGUGCCGCUUCGCAGACGCAAAAGCGCACACGCCGGCUUAUCAACAACGGCGUUGUUUUCAAUGAGAUGCGCGGCGUUGUGUCGGACCCCAGCAACCACUUUGUGCACUCCGUAAUGCGCACCAUACUGCCGCGCACGCACUAUACCUACACAUCCGGCGGCUACCCUCCCGACAUUCUGGAACUCCGAUACGAUGAGCUCCUGUCCUUCCACAGGCGCCACUAUCACCCAAGCAACAGCAUCACCUUCACGUACGGCAGUCUGCACCCUGAGUCGCACAUGGCAGCGCUGAACUCAUAUUUUUCGAGCUUCGAACGCGCGGUGCCGGUCUUAGUGCCGACGCUCGCGGACCAACAUCGCUUCACGGAGCCACAACUCGUGCAGCUGGAGGGGCCUCUGGACGCCAUGGGCAAUCCACAGCGGCAGAAACGAGUUGCCGUCUCCUACGCGGUACCGAAGGAGAAUAACAAGCUGGAGGAUGUGGUGGCGCUCAGCGUGCUGGAUAGCCUUCUUUCGAGUGGUCCCAGCUCCCCCAUGUUCAAGAACCUGAUCGAGUCGCAGAUUGGCAGCAAGUACGCCCCGAUGCAGGGGUACGCCUUCUACCUGUCCUCCCCGAUCAUCACCUACGGCGUGGCCGGCGUGGAUGAGGGGCGGGCGCACGUAGAGGCUGAGGUGCUGCAGGCGGUGGAGUCUGCUCUCCGCACAGCGCAAAAGGAAGGCUUCGACGAGCGACGCGUGCGCUCCGUUAUCUUCCAGGAGGAGCUGCAGCACCGUCACCGGUCUGCCGAUUACGGUCUCAACACGUGCACCGGUCUGUGUGCGAUGGGUCUGUGCCGGGCACAGAACAACCCGCUGGACUUUAUCGAUUGGCUGCCGCACCUCCGGCGACUGAGGGACGACAAUGCGGCCUCGCUGCUGCCGCGCAUCGAGUCGCAUCUGUUGAGCAACCCCCACCGCGCCGUCGUGUCUGUGUCAGCCAAGAAGGAGUAUCUGAGCAAGUUGCAGGAUCAGCUGAAGGAGGCGGACGAGGUGGUGAACGCGUCGGCGACGGAGAUCGACAAGGACCGGGUGGAGAAAGAGACGAGGGAGUGGCUCCAACGCCUCCGUUCGGCGCAGCCACACGACGUUCUACCCACCCUGCGCAUUGACGAUAUUCCCACCGAGUCGUUUGCGGAGCCCGUGCCGCGUCGCAGCUCUCUCUCGAACACCAACGGCCAGGUGUUCACAAUAACACACCCGACUAAUGGCCUCGUGUACGUGCAUGGACUUAUCCCCUUCCACACAUCUCUUACCAGUGCAAUGGAGCACGGCGAGCUGGCGCAGGUGCCGCAGAACGUAAUGCUGCUGGAAUCACUGAUCGGUCGCACGGGUGCCGGAAAUCUCUCCUACAAAGAGCACUCCAUUGCGGCGAAGCUGGCGUGCAGCGGGUUCGGCUUUGCGCCACUGCUGAAUGAGUCGUACCUGCACAAGAGCACCACCAUCACGGGCACCAGCUACAGCUUCUACACAACCACAGAGCAGCUGAAGGAGGCUCUGGACUUGUUAAGCGUGACACUGCUAGAGCCACGCGUCAACGCCGACGACGCCGAUGUCUACUCCUGUGCGCUGUCGAGACUCAAGAUGGCAUGCUCGUCGGCAAUCCAGUCUCUGCAGGCGGAGGGCAACCGCUACGCCGUCAUCCGUGCCGUAGCAGAGCUCACCCGGCGCGGCGAGCUGCGCGAACACUGGUUGGGGCUCUCUCAGUCCACUCACGCGUCGGAGAUGCUUGAAAAGCUUCAGGGGUGUCCGGAAGUGAGCCGCGAGGCCGUGCGCACACUGCUGGCCGACUACGCCAUCUUUGCGCGGGAGAUGGCGACCGACAUGUCGCGCAGUCUUAUCUGGGCAACCUGCGAGGAUGCGCACCGUGAGGAGGUGGAGCGGAUGCUGAAGGAGUUCCUCGAUAUGUUCCCGCGGACAGCCUCUGCCGCGCGCACGCACCUGCUUCUGCCUCCAAGCUCUGAGGCGAAGGGGAUUCAGCAGAUCAUCAAGAAGCUGCCGAUCGACACGUCCUUUGUGGGACUGGCUAUGCCGAAUGAGUUGAAGUGGGAGAGCCACGACCAGGCACGGGUGCGGGUGGGUUGCACUCUGCUCUGCAACGAGUACCUGCAUCGCCGCGUGCGAGAAGAGGGUGGCGCGUACGGCUCCAAUUGCAGCGCUACGCUCCACGGCGAGGUGGGCGGCGUGUCGAUGUCAAGCUACCGCGACCCCACCCCAGAACUCACUGCCAAGGUCUUCCUCGAGGCUGGCGAUUGGCUCGCCGACCGGAAGAACGUCACGGCCGAACGCGUAAGUGAGGCGAAGCUGCGCCUUUUCUCUUCUAUCGACUCUCCAUAUGCGGCGGACUCGUACGGUGAGGCGUACUUCUAUAAUGAUCUGCGGCAGAGCAGAAAGCAAGCCAUGCGCGAUGCCCUGCUGUCCGUGACACCAGAAGACGUUGUGAAUGCGGCCCACUAUUUCAAGCCUCAAUCCCCCACUAUCAUCAGCAUUCUACAACCCACAGGCGAGUCGAGCGAUGUCGCCGCGGUACAACCCGAGGCCUCGUAA